AUGGCUUCUAAAAUCAUGAAGGGCUCCGGAGAGAUUCUUUGCGAAGGAGAGCUGGAGAAGCGAAGUGACAGCCUGUUCCAGCUGUGGAAGAAGAAGCGCGGCGUGCUCACCGAAGACCGCCUGAGCCUCUACUCCGGGAGCAGCGACCGCGUCAAAGAGCUGCGCUUCAGCUCCAUCCUCAAGGUGGACUGCGUGGAGCACACCAACAAGUACGUGUACUUCACCGUCGUCACCACCAACUUCAAGGAGAUCGACUUCCGCUGCACCGGCAAGAGCUCCUGGAACGCGUUCAUCACCCUGGCGCUGAUCGACUACCAGAACCGCCGGGCGUUGGAAGGCUUCCGCCGCCACCGUUUUCAGGGCGUCGCGUCGGAAGAGCAGCCGGAAUCCGAAGAGCAGCGCGCCCUGAGUCCGUGAGACACACGGGACCAGUCGAGCCGGGAACCAGCCCACGCGGCCGCGUC
Messenger RNA from Microtus ochrogaster (prairie vole), 464 nucleotides. It is a transcript of the gene Phlda2, whose product is annotated as pleckstrin homology like domain family A member 2. Gene Ontology annotation, molecular function: phosphatidylinositol phosphate binding. NCBI's taxonomy places the organism in Eukaryota, Metazoa, Chordata, Mammalia, Rodentia, Cricetidae. The record is from RefSeq and is a predicted model, not a curated record. Gene Ontology annotation, biological process: positive regulation of apoptotic process; placenta development.